Meloidogyne enterolobii is the source of this 222-nucleotide messenger RNA. The record is from the annotation of a GenBank genome assembly. NCBI's taxonomy places the organism in Eukaryota, Metazoa, Nematoda, Chromadorea, Rhabditida, Meloidogynidae.
AUGCCCGAUUCAAUUGAUAUUUUAUUUAAAUUUGAUUAUUGGGGCAGUUUAUUACUUGGUUAUCCUCUAAACAUUAUUCUGAUUAGUUUAAUUAUUUUUAAAACACCAAAAGAAAUGGAAACACACAGCAGAAUUCUGAUACAAAAUUGUGUUUUGGAUAUUUUAAUAUUGACUGUUCAAAUGUUUGUACAGAUGGUAAAACUUUUAGAAAAUCAGAAUUAA